AUGUGGCACGAGGCCCGCAAGCAUGAGCGCAAGCUGCGGGGGAUGAUGGUGGACUACAAGAAGCGAGCGGAGCGCCGCAGAGAGUACUACGAGAAGAUCAAAAAGGACCCAGCCCAGUUUCUCCAGGUGCAUGGCCGGGCCUGCAAGGUCCACCUGGACUCAGCUGUUGCGUUGGCCGCCGAGAGCCCCGUCAAUAUGAUGCCCUGGCAGGGGGACACGAACAACAUGAUCGACCGCUUUGACGUGCGGGCACACCUGGACUAUAUCCCUAUGUACACCCCACCCCUGCUGACCCCCAUCUCCCCUGAGCAGGACUCUGACGAGAGAAGGUGUAACUACGAGCGGUACCGAGGCCUGGUGCAGAAUGACUUUGCCGGCAUCUCAGAGGAGCAGUGUCUCUACCAGAUCUACAUUGAUGAGCUGUACGGGGGACUCCAGAAGCCAAAUGAAGAUGAGAAAAAGAAGCUGGCAGAGAAAAAAGCCUCCAUCGGCUACACGUACGAGGACAGCACCGUGGCUGAGCUUGAGAACUCCAUGGAGAAGCGCGGGGAUGAAGAAGACUCCGAGGAAGACAGCAACACAGACGAGGAUGAAGUCAUCCCCGAUAUCGAUGUGGAAGUGGAUGUAGAUGAGCUGAACCAGGAGCAGGUGGCCGACCUGAACAAGCAGGCAACCACAUACGGCAUGGCGGAGGGGGACUUUGUCAGGAUGUUGCGGAAGGACAAGGAGGAGGCAGAAGCUAUUAAAAACGCCAAAGCCCUGGAGGAGGAAAAGGCGAUGUACUCGGGCCGUCGUUCCCGCCGCCAGAGGAGGGAGUUCAGGGAGAAACGCUUGAAAGGGAGGAAGAUCAGCCCACCCAGCUAUGCACGGAGAGACAGCCCCACGUAUGAUCCCUACAAACGCUCCCCCUCGGAGUCCACCUCUGAAUCCCGCUCCCAUUCCCGCACCCCAUCUCCUGGCCACGAGGAGAAGAUCACCUUCAUCACCAGCUUUGGCGGCAGCGAUGAGGAAGCGGCAGCGGCAUCUGCACAAGCUGGCGGUGUCCCUGGAAAAGCCACAGUGCUUGGCAAACAGCGCUCCGCCCCAGGGCAGCCAGGCAGUGCUGCGGCAGGUCAUAGCACCUCGUCCCGGAGACGCUCCUCAUCCUCCUCCACCUCCCUGUCCUCCUCCUCGUCCUCCAGCUCCCGCUCUAGCUCCCGCUCACACCGAGGCAGUGGCUAA
Phaethon lepturus (White-tailed tropicbird) is the source of this 1221-nucleotide messenger RNA. RefSeq names its product CLK4-associating serine/arginine rich protein (gene CLASRP). The coding region runs from base 1 to 1221 and encodes 406 amino acids. The transcript is spliced from 12 exons. Lineage: Eukaryota; Metazoa; Chordata; Aves; Phaethontiformes; Phaethontidae. The record is from RefSeq and is a predicted model, not a curated record.